UCUCGCGAGCGGUGCAUGCGCCUCCCCCGGAAGUGCUUCUCUUUACCUAACGAGGUCAGUAAGAUGGCGGCUUGCUGCAUGUGAAGGGGACGAGACGGGAGCCGGCUUCAUGCUUCAGGAACAUGUUUAAAUCGCCAUGCAGCAGACUCUCGGGUCUGGUGGGUGCAAGUGUGAACCAGAAAUUAGUAAGAAAUGUCCCUAGAAGUAACCAGAGUGCUCGCAGCCUUAUCCAGCUCUGCAAGAGGGAGCCAUCACACUGGAUCACAUACCAGCAUCUGAACUUCCUGAAACGCCAGUAUGUGGCAAAGGACAACAAUGAGCUGCUGCAGCGUGCCAUCCCUAAACAGACACCUGUUCUGACUAUUGUGGACGAGCAAGAUGACAGUGUGGUGAGGCAGGUGCAACAAAUACCAACUAUUGAUCCGGGGGUCCCAGACCUCGUGCCUCAACGGCAAGAUGCCACCGGAGAAGCAGUGGCACAGCCUGCGACAUCCGCUCUCAAGUCCACCACGGGAAAGACCGCAGCACAGACGAAUUCUGUUCUCAGUGCAGUUGCAAACACAGAAGAGGUUCCCCAUGUGCAGGUGGAGACCGAUGAGGCCAGGGAGGCGCGUCUGGACAGACAGUGGAAGGAGCUGAAGGUUGAUUUGGCUGAGUUACCGGACAUCUACGCCAGACUCGCCAAAAUUAAACUCACAGCUCUGGUGGUUGUGACUGCAGCAGCCGGCUAUGCAAUGGCUCCAGUGCCCUUUGACCCAGCUAUCUUCAUCCUGUCUUCUGUGGGAACAGGACUCGCCUCAUGCACUGCCAAUUCAAUCAACCAGUACUUCGAGGUGCCCUUCGACUCCAACAUGAACCGCACAAAGAACCGUCCACUCGUCAGAGGGCAGAUCAGUCCCCUCCAUGCAGUGUCUUUUGCUCUUGCCUGUGGAGUUCCCGGGAUCACCCUUCUCACGCUGGCGGUCAACCCCCUCACAGGCUUCCUGGGCGUCCUCAACAUUUUCUUGUACACCUGUUGCUACACCCCGCUUAAGAGGCUCAGCAUCACCAAUACCUGGGUGGGGGCGGUGGUGGGUGCCAUACCCCCCAUGAUGGGAUGGGUCGCCGCCACAGGCUCUCUGGAUGCAGGAGCUUGGUUGCUGGCGAGCUUCCUGUACAGUUGGCAGUUCCCUCACUUCAAUGCCCUGAGCUGGAACCUCAGGGAGGACUAUUCCCGAGGCGGCUACCGCAUGAUGUCCGUCACCCACCCUGACAUGUGCAAGAGAGUGGCUCUGCGCCACAGCGUUGGCCUGAUCGGUCUGUCGGCCGUGGCGCCCUUGCUUGACGUCACCACCUGGACCUUCCCCCUGGUUUCCCUGCCCAUCAACCUGUACAUCAGCUACCUGGCCUUCCGCUUCUACCACAAGGGAGACCGCAGCAGCGCCCGCAAGCUCUUCUUCUGCAGCCUUUGGCACCUGCCCAUGCUGCUGCUCCUUGCCCUCACUUGCAAAAAGCCCCGCAAGGAGCAGGAAAGCCUGCCUCUACCUCCAGACUCACUGCCCCUCGCUUUGCAGAGCUAACUAGCUUCUUGGAUGCUCGAAACACUUUUGAGACCUCCACACACUUGAAGAGAUGCUCUCGAGGUGUCUCUCCCUCUCACUUGUAUUGUGUCUGGAGGGUUGGACACGGACACAUUAUUUUACCUGUGUAUGAGUGUGUUUGAACCUAUGGUGCUCUUUGCAGAUCAGGGCGUGGGCUGGAAACUGCUUGGCUAAAAAUAGAUGAUCACAAAAAACAUACUGAAUUGUUAAAUUCCUGAGUUACAUCAGGUUGUAAUAAUUUCAAUGUGUCUGUAAAUAUUCUAUAUUUAUUUAUAGAUAACCUGCUAGUCCCUCUCCAUGUUGUACAUGACUGAUGUUAAAUACCAUUGUACAGUGGAAACUAUUGUGUAUCUGCACAGGGGCCACAAUCUGCAAGUAAACCUGAUGCAUUGUAUAAAUGCAGGAUGAUCUAAAGAGCAAGAGGACAUGCAGUGGAACUUAAAUACGUGAAAUGUAAUCAACAGAGAACAGAUGCUGAUUCAUAGUUUGUCGGUCCGGUUAUUCAGCAAAUUUGAACAAAUUUGAAAGCAGCUCAGGCACUGCACUGACUCUGUAUUGAUUGUAACUUCGCUUGACUUUCACAUGAUCCAUGUUACUUGACUGUAUCGAUAGCUAAUAUGCCUCAUUGUCUUUUGCUACUCGGCAAAAACGGUUCUUCACUCAUUUACAUAAUGCUUUAAUUCAACAUGGUUCACCUUCACCAAAACAAGAGAAUAGUCAACCUCUGUAAAAGAUGAGGGCAAAUGUUCUCUGAUAAUAAAUGUGUCAUAAUUAU
Myripristis murdjan (pinecone soldierfish) is the source of this 2355-nucleotide messenger RNA. It is a transcript of the gene cox10, whose product is annotated as cytochrome c oxidase assembly factor heme A:farnesyltransferase COX10. Gene Ontology annotation, molecular function: protoheme IX farnesyltransferase activity. The coding region runs from base 123 to 1559 and encodes 478 amino acids. The record is from RefSeq and is a predicted model, not a curated record. Gene Ontology annotation, biological process: heme A biosynthetic process. NCBI's taxonomy places the organism in Eukaryota, Metazoa, Chordata, Actinopteri, Holocentriformes, Holocentridae. Gene Ontology annotation, cellular component: membrane; mitochondrion. The transcript has 7 exons.